AUGGUCGUCAUGUUCCCCUUCGUCUACUUCACCGACAAGUACAGACGCAACGCGCUGAGCUUCGUGAACGACGUGUGGGCCACCGUCUCCACGUCGCUCUUCUGCCCCGUCGAGGUCGUGGGGCGCGAACACCUGCCGAGCGUCGAGACGCCAGCCGUGUACGUCGCCAACCACGCGUCCUACCUGGACAUCUACUCGCUGUUCCACCUGCGAAGGCCGUUCAAGUUCAUCAGCAAGGUUUCCAACUUUAUCAUCCCGAUCAUCGGGUGGUCGAUGUACAUGACGGGCCACAUCGCGUUGAAGCGCACCGACCGCAAGAGCCAGAUGAAGACGCUGAAGGACUGCAGGGAGCUGCUGCAGAACGACUGCUCCGUGCUGUUCUUCCCGGAGGGCACCAGGUCCGCGGACGGAACGAUGGCGGACUUCAAGAAGGGCGCGUUCAGCGUGGCGGCGAAGGAGAACGCUCUGGUGGUGCCCGUGACCUUGGUCAACUGCUCGAAGGUGAUGAAGAACGGACGGGAGUGGGCGAUGCGGUCGGUGCCGGGCGGCAUCAAGGUUGUGGUGCACCCGCCUAUUAGGAGCACGGAUGCGAACGAGCUGUGCGAGAAGAGCUUCAACACCAUCAAGGAGACCCUGGUGCAGUACUCGUAG
Messenger RNA from Micromonas commoda, 651 nucleotides. RefSeq lists its product with no specific name. The record is from RefSeq and is a predicted model, not a curated record. NCBI's taxonomy places the organism in Eukaryota, Viridiplantae, Chlorophyta, Mamiellophyceae, Mamiellales, Mamiellaceae. Gene Ontology annotation, biological process: phosphatidic acid biosynthetic process. The transcript has a single exon. Bases 1 to 651 code for a protein of 216 amino acids. Gene Ontology annotation, molecular function: 1-acylglycerol-3-phosphate O-acyltransferase activity.